GUGAGAUUGAAGGCUUUGUAUACACUUACUCGGUCUUGGCCCUUUAACAAUGGAUGGACACAGCUCGGUGGAUUGAUGGAUUGGAUCAGUCAUUGGGAGAUAGAUUUGGGGUUCGGUUACAAGAAAAGCGAAAUGCUGUUGGAUCCUCGGCGGAGACCGGGAGGUGAACAGUGAUUCAAGGACAUUUUUCUUUUCUUCAUUUUUACCCUCUGAUCUUGUUCAUGCAAUGGAGUUAGAAGGGCUGUGGUGGAAAGGGCAGUUGGCUGCAGAUAUUCACCAGACACUAAGGUUUAAAGAACUUAAACUUCCUUCCUACAAAGGCCAGUCUCCCCAGUUGAACCUAAGACGAUACUUUGCAGAUCUGAUUGCUAUUGUCAGUAAUCGGUUUAAGUUAUGCCCCACUGCACGCCAUCUUGCAGUAUAUCUUCUGGAUCUUUUUAUGGACAGAUAUGACAUUUCCAUCCAACAGUUACAUAUUGUGGCUUUAUCAUGUUUGCUUUUAGCAAGUAAAUUUGAAGACAAAGAAGAUCGGGUACCGAAAUUAGAUCAACUGAACAGCCUGGGGUGCAUGACAAAUAUGAAUUUGGUGCUGACAAAGCAGAAUUUGCUUCAUAUGGAGCUCUUGCUGUUAGAAACAUUUGAGUGGAACUUGUGCCUUCCCACGCCUGCUCAUUUUAUAGAGUACUACUUGUCCAUUGCUGUUCAUGACACCGAUCUCCACGAUGGCUGGCCAAUGAUUUGCUUAGAAAAGACAAAGAUCUACAUGGCAAAAUAUGCAGACUACUUCUUAGAAGUAUCAUUACAAGAUCACAUGUUUUUAAAUUAUAUUCCAUCGCUUGUUGCCGCCGCUUGCGUAGCUGCUUCUCGAAUAAUUCUGAGACUUUCCCCAACUUGGCCCACAAGGCUGCAACGGCUGACAGUGUACCCCUGGGAAAUUCUUGUGCCUUGCAUUGAGAGAUUGUUGAUUGCCCAUGACAAUGACGUGAAAGAAGCUAAUAAGCAUAAAGUACAAUUGGGACACGCCCCAUCACAGUGUCUGUUUCCUCAAUCUCCAGCUCCACCACAGGCUUCAGUUCAGCAACAUAUGCCACAAUAUCUUCACCAACAGCACCAAUUACAGUUUCACCAUCCAACGUCUCAACCGCAAAGCUGCCAACAAAUUGGGUCUUCAGCCCAUACAUCUUCUUAUACACUUCAAUCCUGUGCUUCUGGUGUACCUUCUGUUCAGGCACGAGGGCACCUACAAACUGGUACCAGUAUGUCAUUGGCAGCUGUACCUAUUGAAGUUAAGCCCUGUAUUGGCAUCUCCUAUAACAGAAGUUACCAGGUUAAUGGACACUACCCCUGUAUAACUCAGUGUUUUGAAAGGUGAUAAACAAAUAACCUAUAUAAAAAAAAAAAAAAAAAAUACAUAAACAAACGACCUUAAAUAUACUGUGAAUUCUACAGCCGCAAGAUUUUUUUUUUAUUUUUUUUUCUGGAGGAAAAAUGGCUGAGGAACACAUUGGGGUGUCUGUUACACAAGAAUUGCAUCUUGAAAUAUUAUUAUGUAUAUAAACAUUCAACAUCAAACCACUCUGACGGUGAAGAGCAUGUGCAUAAUAAAAUAAAAAGCUUACAAAGGGAA
Molecule: messenger RNA, 1627 nt
Organism: Bombina bombina (fire-bellied toad)
Lineage: Eukaryota; Metazoa; Chordata; Amphibia; Anura; Bombinatoridae
Gene: CCNJ
Product: cyclin J
Exons: 6
Coding region: 227-1372 (381 amino acids)
Biological process (GO): regulation of cyclin-dependent protein serine/threonine kinase activity; mitotic cell cycle phase transition
Cellular component (GO): cyclin-dependent protein kinase holoenzyme complex; nucleus; cytoplasm
Molecular function (GO): cyclin-dependent protein serine/threonine kinase regulator activity
Source: RefSeq, a predicted model, not a curated record